Molecule: messenger RNA, 5525 nt
Organism: Siniperca chuatsi (mandarin fish)
Lineage: Eukaryota; Metazoa; Chordata; Actinopteri; Centrarchiformes; Sinipercidae
Product: leucine-rich repeat-containing protein 19-like
Exons: 7
Coding region: 957-2057 (366 amino acids)
Biological process (GO): interleukin-8 production; positive regulation of non-canonical NF-kappaB signal transduction
Cellular component (GO): plasma membrane
Molecular function (GO): protein binding; signaling receptor activity
Source: RefSeq, a predicted model, not a curated record
UAUACAUUUUUUUUUUACUCCGUUCCUUCAGUCUCCAAUUACUCUUUCCCUAAAACAAUUUUUACUAAUACUUGUCAUUAAUCUUAUUCAUUAAUUUGCUGUAUUACUUUUUUUUUUUUUUUAAAUCAGAGGUAUUUCCAAGAAAGUAAGAUUAGAAAGAUAGAAAGGAAGAAAGGAGGACUGACUUCAGUCAUAAAUGUUUAGCUAGCUGAAACAGUGUAUUUCAGUCUUCAGGUUUUACAACAAGGAACAAAGGUCAUUUGCUGUGCUGGCUGCAUCACGGUGACAGGUGAAUUAAAGUUGAUCUAAGUGCCCAUAGAAGUACAGGUAAGUGUCUUUGUCACUAUUCUAUAUUACUGAAUAAUAACCAGAGUAAGAUCAAAGUCUGAGAUCACAAACAUAACAGAAAAACAACAGCAAGGACACUGACAGAUGUUGUACUCUAUGUUAAAGGUUAUUCAGCUGACACAUAUCUACAUGGGUUCAUAAAAGAAACAGGUGUGCUUGUUCAAAAGUGAAGUUCAACGUGUUUGUUUUCUCCAAAAGAUAUCAGGAAAAUAAGAGACAAUCCAGUGUAGGUGUAUCUGUGUAAUUGAUGAAUGUGUGAUGUCCAUUAAAAACUCACUGACUCAAAGAUUUCAUAUACAUAUACUGUACUCUGAUUUUACACUGAAACGAGUCAGCAGAUUUGUCAGUCCAUUAUCAGAUAAUGACCAAGUCACAAGGUUUUCAUUACCACUUGAAUGCAACAUUUUGUUUUAAUAUCUUUUGGGGGAAACAAAUAACAUGAGGACCAUAAUUACCCAGAUUAAGGUUGAUAGUGUUGUAAUGUCCCUUUUCAGUCAUUCAAGUUUACUUUAGUUUAAUGUUUUAUACUCAGGUUAGUGUCCAGGAGAAUGUAUGGUCUACCAGGUAAUAGAUAAAGAAAAUUAAGGGACUUCAAAAAGGGUAGGAUAAUGGAAAGGUGCCAGCAACCUCUUCUACUGCUGUGGUUGACUGCAGUGGUAGCAAUGAAUAUACUGGGAAGUAAUGCUGAAGUUGUGGAAGAAGACGAACUGCUGUCCAUCCAUCCAUCAAUUACCCAUGAGCAGGUAAAGAAUUUGACCAACAAGCUUCUGCAAGUUAUUCCUCAUUGUGGCAACAGUUCCUCUGUUACUAAACUGGUGAUUGAGGGGAGCCUGAUUACCCUAAAUGAGGCUGACAGACUAGCCCUGGCUAGUUAUCCCAGACUGGUAGAACUCCACCUGGAUGGUAACCUGGUGAGCGGUAUACCAGCCAAGUACUUCACUGUGGUACCACACCUCAGAGUGCUGUCUCUGUCCAGGAACAAAAUCAGCAGCCUGGACCCAGAGUCUUUCUCUGGCCUAGAUGUCCUGACAGAGCUGGAUCUGUCCCACAACCUGCUGACAAGUCUCCAUACACAGCUAUUCAGACGGCUAAAUAAUCUACAGGUGCUGAACCUACAGGAAAACCCCUGGAAUUGUUCCAGUCCACUGCUGAGCAGUAUUGGAGAGGUCAAAGCAGCAGGAGUUACCAUUGGGGGACCACGAGUCACCUGUGCUUCUCCAGAAAAGCAAGCUGGAAGUGAUCUUUUGGAGGCUACAGCUGUGUGUCACCCAUCACCGCAACCCCCCUUCAUUACAAACCCACAAAAACCACCAACACCAGUCAACUCUCAGCAGUCUUGGGGCUCAUCCACUAUGCUGAAGAGCACACUGACAUCAAGCCAAAACCACAACAUCAACAAAGAUCAGACACUUGUGCUUGGCAACACAUGGAAUUUCACAGCAUGUGUUGCAGCCUUGGCGCUAAGCACCACCAUGCUCAUCGUAUGUGCCAUAAAGGGGCCUUCCUGGUACAAGCUCUUCCACAACUACCGUCACCAGCAACUGCACCAAGAAGAGGAUGAGGAGGAGGACGUUUUGUCAACAGCCCUCUCAGAGACAGGGACAUACCUGAACCAUCAGACAUUCACCUUUGAGCAAGAGAACAGGCGGAUAGAGGAGGAGGAGGAGGAUGGGUAUUUUGAGGAUCCAUAUAUCAGGAGGGAAGAGUAACAUGCGGGAGAGGAGACUAAAGCAGAACCAUGAAGAAGCAAACAGAAGCUGGUGACCCAGCGACAAGACAAGAAGGCGGUUAUCACAAAAGGAAAAUCUGUCACUUGUGUACUCUAAAAUGAGGUGCUCAGUGGGGGGCUUGUUGUAUGGUUCAUGUAGAUGGGAUACAGGGGUGCAAACUCAUCAUGAGUGAAAAAGGUGACAAAGAUGCGAACCCCUUAGGGUAGUCCGGGGGCAUCCACACUAUAACACAAGAAAAUAAAUAAAACAAUUUCACUGGGUAAUAAUAAUUACCACACAAUUCCUCAGUGGCCUAACCUUUCUCCCCCCUAUCAAAACACAUCUUCUGGAGGGUCUGAAAUGACUAAAAUAAUAAUAAUAAGUUUAUUUAUAUAGGCUAUGUAUAUACUGUAAAAUAGUUUACAGUAGUAUUUGGUUUAUCUCAGAUACUAUCUACAUCCACCCUAUACUAUUCUACAGUAAUAGUCUGUUUAUUUUACAUACUAUACAUUUACUUUACCAUGCUAUAAUGAUCAGUAUUGCUUACAGGGAAAACACACAGAGAUACUGUAGGUCCAUCUAGAUAGUUUAAAGCGCAAAUGUUGUCCUAGUGCACAAAAACAAUCUGCAAUCCAAUUCACAUCAAUCAAUCACAUUUCCCUACUCUGUAGCGCACAUAAUACAUCACAAUGUAUUUAUUUUAUAAUAGCAUUACUUUCUUGUCCUCGUAAGGAUUUAUACAAAUCGACGAAUAGCACGACUCAGGCACAGAGUCGUAAUUGUCAUUUUCUUCGACAUCUCCUUGAAAAAUAAACUAACGCCUCAGCUGCACUAAAUGUCUUUUAUGCCAUGUCAUUGUAUCUUUGUAUCUGUCUGUAUCUGUUUCUGUACAAACUUUUCCUCUCUGCUUUGCUCCUGUCCCAUUACGAUACACACAAUACACAGCCAAGCCUCUGAAUCAGACAUUGCGAAUGGCUGUUACAUCAUCCACUGUAGCCAAGAGAAGUGUCCAAUUCAGACAUGUGACUCUUACAUCAACAACAAAGAUGGUGGAUGAGAACUGAUCAAAAUAUACACAAAGAAUAAGCAAAGCGCUGGGCAGAGGGUGAGAUUAUCCACGUUUUUUAACAACUUUUCAUAUUAGUGCAUGUGAGUAAUUUACUUCUAUUAGUAAAACUAACAGGGGCUCCCCAGUUAGCUUAAUUUCUAUAGUUUAACAGGAAAAAACAGCAUGUCUCUAACUCAAACUGUUGAGGAGUAAUGAUGCUCUAAAGACAACAUGGUAUUUGGGAGCGUAUACGCCCCCGUGGGUAAGCAUCACUAAUGUUGCAGGUGGUAAAGGUGGAGCUAAAUUUUAGUUCUUUGUAUACUGCUGGGUGCUUUAAUCCAUAAUAAUAGGUAGGCUAUGUCAUAAUUUAUUGAUUGAUUUACAUUUUGAAUAAAUAAUCUGAAUCUACAAAGUAACUAAUGUUGUCAAAUAUAUGUAGUAGAGUACAAAGGACAACAUUUGCCUCCAAAAUGUAGUGGAGUAGAAGUACAAAGUAGCAUAAAAUGGAAAUACUCAAGUAAAUUACAAGUACCUAAAAGCAAAUUGUUUAAUUACGUCGUGGUUAUUAUCUUAGCAUAAAGAAAGUGGAACCAUCAGGGGGUAAAAUUAACGUUAAGUUGGCACUUUGUCUGAGGAGCUCAACUUAUGUUGUAGCUGUCUGCAAAAUGGCGAUGUCAGUAAUGUUAAAAAAGUGCAAUUGGGAAUAACAAGUACACUAGCUAAUGUUAGACUCCAUGGAAAUACCUAACAUUAGAUCCAAAUUGUGAUGGCUAGCGUUCACUAAAUCAAAGCAACUCAACCUUAUCAGGCUAAUUAACAGUCCCAAGCUUGACAUAUCACCUUUCAAGUUAAGCCAAUUAAGGUUAUCAUAACACUACUGUAAGAGAUGGCCCUCUUCAUGCUUCACUCUUCUCAGGUGCCUUGUACAUGCCAAGCACAGAAGCCAGGGGCUUUUUUUUGACAACUCAAAGCGGGGUUCUCAUUUCACCCAGCCCCACAAAUCACACAAAUGACCUAUUUUGGAUUCAAAACGGCGAUUUUCAAGUUUGCACCCCUGUUAAAAAAACAGACACUCCUUCUUUAAUAUCAGACAUCUCUAUAAUAUUCUAUAUAAUCCAUCUCACAGCGAUAACCCAGAAAUGCUGAUCUCUUGAGAUGCAGAAACAGCUUUUGACCGUGUUGAAUGGGAUAUUUGUUCCACACUCAAAUUCGGACCACAAUUUCGUUCUUGGAUUAAAACUCUUUAUUCGGCACCCAAGACGGCUGUGCAGACCAAUAAAAAUAUCUCCUCUUAUUUCAAUCUGCAACAUAGCACUCUCCAGGGCUGUCCCUAGUCUCCACUUCUGCCACUGCGAUAGAACCUUUAGCUAUUGCACUGCGCAUCAAUGAAGGGGUUAAAGGGAUUCAUGUAAAGGGAUAACCGACAAGUUAUCCCUUUACACGGACGAUAUGCUGAUAUAUUUAUUGGAUCCCUCACUGUAUGUCCCCCUAUUUACUAAAACUACUUUAAGAUUUUUGCAAGAUUUCUGGCUAUAAAAAGUUCAAUAUGCAGAAGAGUGAAUUGAUGCCCAUUAAUACAGCAACCAGAUGGACCUUUUUGGUGGGUGUUCCCUUGAAAAUUUCUUUUCUGCUCUGGGCUGCCACUGGCUGGAUGAAUUGCGAAAUUCACAAAAUAUCCAGUCAGUCACUCUCUCAAGACAAGCUUUCGGCAUUAACAGCUUCCCUAUAAUGGCACCAUUAGUGGGGUGCAAACUUGCAGUUUCAUGUCUUCAAUAUCUAGCAAUUUCCCCUUACAGCCCUCAGAUACACUCAUAGAUUUUAUUUUUGAAACUACAGCAUCGGGUUGAGUUAUGAUUGGACAAAUUUACAAAAAAGUAUAAAUACACAUAAUAACAGCUCCUUGCACUCACUUAAAGCUCUAUGGGAGGAGGAUACAGAAGUUGAGAUAUCAGACCCCUUAUGGCUGAAAGUGUUCUGGUCAAAGGCUAAACUGUCACAGUUUAAACCUGACCUGGACCCUACUUGUGACCGAUGCAAACAGGAACCUCAUACACAUGUCCCAAGCUCAACACGUACUGGCAAUCUGUUUCUGAAAUAUUUUAUUUCAGAGGUCAUUGGCAGGCACAUACAACUUACAGCCUUUACAGCAAUAUUUGGGCUGGUAUCCGAGGACAUAAUCCUUAACAAAGCCAAUAGUAACAUUUAAUCAAUGGCAACCUUACUUGCCCGAUGUUUAAUUCUUUUUAAAUGGAAGGAGAGCUGCCCUCCAUCACUCCCCCAGUGGAUUAGAGCAAUGAUGCAGAAGCGUUCUCAGAGCAUAUCAAUACUGUGGACCCCAACAUCAAGUUCACGCGUGAGGACGCCAAAGAGAACCGCUUAGCCUUUCUUGAUUGUUCUACACUCAGAGGAGAGGACGGAAA